UCCGCCUGCCGUGUGACGUCCUUUCCGGUCUAACCUCCAACAUGGAUGCCAGCCGCGUGCAGCCGAUCAAGCUCGCAAGAGUUACCAGAGUGCUGGGAAGAACUGGCUCCCAGGGACAAUGUACACAGGUCCGUGUUGAGUUCAUGGAUGACAGCAACCGUUCCAUCAUCAGGAACGUGAAGGGCCCAGUCAGGGAAGGAGAUGUGCUGACACUUCUGGAGUCUGAAAGAGAAGCCAGGAGGCUGCGAUAGAGCCCAUUCAAACUAUGUGGUGCAGACCAGACGCUGUGGAGCAGAAACAUACAACCUGUCACUUUCACACGCCUUGGCCUCCAUCUUGUUAGUUGUUUUUCAAAUAAAUAUGGUCACUGAGAGAAGAA
Nerophis lumbriciformis (worm pipefish) is the source of this 379-nucleotide messenger RNA. It is a transcript of the gene rps28, whose product is annotated as ribosomal protein S28. The record is from RefSeq and is a predicted model, not a curated record. Lineage: Eukaryota; Metazoa; Chordata; Actinopteri; Syngnathiformes; Syngnathidae. Gene Ontology annotation, cellular component: ribosome; cytosolic small ribosomal subunit. Gene Ontology annotation, biological process: translation; maturation of SSU-rRNA; ribosomal small subunit assembly. Gene Ontology annotation, molecular function: structural constituent of ribosome.